Drosophila innubila is the source of this 481-nucleotide messenger RNA. RefSeq lists its product as uncharacterized. The transcript has 3 exons. Bases 1 to 438 code for a protein of 145 amino acids. The record is from RefSeq and is a predicted model, not a curated record. Lineage: Eukaryota; Metazoa; Arthropoda; Insecta; Diptera; Drosophilidae.
AUGGCUGAUGCCACAAUCAUAGAUGAGGUCGAGGAAGUAUCAAGGGCCUACCAACACUGCUUGGAUGUAAGUGAACAAGCCCACGCGGAAUUCGAUGGUACCAUCCAAAAGGAUCGCACUCAAAUUGAUGAUGUUGCCAAAGAGAUCUGCGGAACUACUAGCACUUGCAGUGGGAAUACCAACUCAAUUGAAUUCUUCGAGUGCUACCGGAAUGCAGGUGUCGCUGGUGAAAAAUCCAUGCUAAGAAUCAAAGAAAAAUCGGUGGAUCUGUUGGCCGAGGUGCGUGAGCAAUACCGUUUAAUCGACGUCGAUCAAGACUUCUGUACCACCAAAGCGAAACGUGCCAAUAAAGGUCAGCUUGACAAUAUCUAUGCUGAGUUAGAAAAGUGUCUAAAGGGAGUGAUCCCUGUGCCAACGACCACCACACCAGCUCCUUAGGAUCUCUCUCAAAUGGAAGUCUUAAAAGUAUAUACAAGACGAG